AUGGCCGAUUCCACCGAACAGGGUGCCAGCACCACGGCCACAGAACAACAAGGCGUCAAGCUUCCCAAUGGCUACACGAGACUCCCCAACGGCGUCGUUUUAGACAAGGAGGGAAAGCCAUGCCGUAGCUGCUCAUCAAAGUCAGCAUUCUCUGCAUUUGCUGCUCAAGCGUCGAAGCAGAGCCCGAAGUCGACGACGACGACCGCCGCGACGACGAAGAAGCCCGCCUCCGAAUGCCCCCCCGACGUAGCAGCUCUAGGGCGGAGCAGCUGGACCUUGCUCCAUAGCAUCGCGGCGACGUUCCCGGAGGCGCCGUCCAGGGCGCAGCAGGGCGACCUGGUGAGCUUCGUGCAGCUCUUCUCGAGGCUGUACCCGUGCUGGGUGUGCGCGGACGACUUCCAGGGCUACAUCGCCCGGGAGGCCCCGCGCGUGGCGAGUCGGGACGAUUUCGGCCGGUGGCUCUGCGGCGCCCAUAAUGACGUGAAUAGGAAGCUCGGGAAGCCCGUCUUCGAUUGCGAUAAGUGGCAGGAGAGGUGGGUGACGGGGCCCAAGGACGGGAGCUGUGACUGA
Messenger RNA from Clonostachys rhizophaga, 570 nucleotides. The record is from the annotation of a GenBank genome assembly. Lineage: Eukaryota; Fungi; Ascomycota; Sordariomycetes; Hypocreales; Bionectriaceae.